Molecule: messenger RNA, 776 nt
Organism: Ornithodoros turicata
Lineage: Eukaryota; Metazoa; Arthropoda; Arachnida; Ixodida; Argasidae
Exons: 5
Coding region: 39-698 (219 amino acids)
Source: RefSeq, a predicted model, not a curated record
CUGCGCCGCCUGCUCCUUCCAACAGUCUCUUCAGUACCAUGGAAUUUCUUGGAGUGAGCUCGCUUAUGUUCAUCCUCGCAUUGCUUGCAAGCAGAUGCGAGACUGGUUGUGAGCCAAAUAUAGCAGGACGCUGCUUUGAAAAUUUCCUUCUGUCGCUGGACGGUUUACUUGACCAAAUGAGCCGAGUGCCUCCCAGAGGAAUCGGCCAAGAAGUUAACAGACUCUGCAGAAGAGCGCACGAGGCCACGCAGUGCAAGGAUGAUGUCCCGGAUGACUGCCGCGUUAAAGGCGGCGACUUCCAGCUCUGGAAAAAGGCCUUCGAGGAUAUCCACAGCACGGCCUGCAAUGGAGACAUUUCACUCCUUCGAGGACUCCUCCGAGGAUACGGAUGCUGGGAAAUGACGAGCUUCCUCAGAUGUGCCUCGAACGUCACGGGGAUCUGGAGCGUGGAAGAUCUCGCCCCUCUGGAAACGCAUAAAUGCAUGAGCGGCGUGGAAGACUCGCUGCAUGAAUGCGCCGACAGGGCCUACAACAAGUGCUCCGGGGAAGUUGAUUACAGCGCCCUCCGACGCCUGGUCUCUGUAUUUUACUCGACAGCAUUGUGUCCGAACUCUAUGGAACAUCGAAGUGGCAGUGCUUCUCUCGCUUCUCUGUCCAUCGUUGCAUCCGUUCUUUGCGUUUUCAUCCGUGUGCAGUGAAGUCAAUAUCUCAUACUCCGGUGCAUAAAGGGUGUAUACUUUAUAGUUAAAAGAAUAUAUUUCAAACAAUUCUGUGAA